Aureococcus anophagefferens is the source of this 1374-nucleotide messenger RNA. RefSeq lists its product as hypothetical. Gene Ontology annotation, biological process: xylulose metabolic process. Gene Ontology annotation, cellular component: cytosol. The record is from RefSeq and is a predicted model, not a curated record. The transcript has 3 exons. NCBI's taxonomy places the organism in Eukaryota, Pelagophyceae, Pelagomonadales, Pelagomonadaceae. Bases 1 to 1374 code for a protein of 457 amino acids. Gene Ontology annotation, molecular function: D-xylulokinase activity.
AUGGCGACGACGACGGACGCCCUCGUGGGCCUCGGCGUCGACCUCGGCACGUCCGGCGUGCGCGUCUGCGUCGUCGAGCGCGGCGCUCGGGGCGUGUCGAUCCUCAGCGAGGGGGCGACGCGCUGGACCGACGACGAGGGCCGCGAGCCCGCCGUCUGGCUGCGCGCCCUGCGCGAGACCAUCGCGAAAUGCGACGACGCCGCCGUGGCGCGCGUCGGGCGCGUCGCCGUCUCCGGCACGUCCGCGUCGACGCUGCUCGUGGACGGCGCGACGGGCGCGGUGCGGCGGCCGCCGAUGAUGUACUCCGACGCCGUCGGCGGCGACGCCGGCGCCGCGGCGCUCGGCGCCAUCGACGCGCACGCGCCGCCGGGCCACACGUGCCGCGGCGCGACGUCGGCCCUCGCGAAGCUCCUGGCCUGGGCCGCCGACGCGCCGCUGGGGGCACAGGACGUCGCGGCGCACCAGGCGGACUACGUGGCGGCGGCGCUCUGCGCGGGCGUCGACGGCGAACAACUCGCCGCGCCGCCGGCGCUGCGCAGCGACUGGCACAACGCUUUGAAGAUGGGCUUCGACGUCGUGGAGCUGCGAUGGCCCGCCUGGCUCCUCGAGGGCGCGAUGCCCGCGGUCGGCGCGGCGCCGGCCGCCCUCGAGCGCCUCGGCGUCCUGCGCCCCGGCGUCGCCGACGAGCGGCGCGCGGUCUCCGAGGCGGCGGCGGCGCACUGGCGCCUGCCCGAGGGCGCGGCCGUCGUCGGCGGCACGACGGAUUCCAUCGCCGCGUUCCUCGCGUGCUCCUGCGACGCCGCGGCGGGCGUCGUCCGCGUCGAGCCCGGCCGCGCGGUCACGUCCCUCGGCUCGACGACGGCGCUCAAGCUCGUGAGCGACGUGAAAAUCGACGACGCGGCGACGGGCAACCCAGCUCACUGCCUCGACGACGCGUGGCUCGUCGGCGGCGCGUCGAACGCGGGCUGCAAAGUCCUCCGCGACUUUGCCUUCGGCGACGACGAGCUCGCGGCGCUCUCCCUGACGCUCGACGCGGCGCGCACCAACGACGCGGGCAUCUACCCGCUCUCCAAAACCGGCGAGCGCUUCCCGUUCAACGACGCCGCGAAGGAGCCGAAGCUGCCCGGCGGCGACGACCGCGAGGCCGUGCUCCACGACCUCCUCGUGGGCAUCGCCGACGUCGAGCGCCUCGGCUACGCGGCGCUCGCGGACCGCGGCGCGACGCCGCUCCGGAGCGUGCAGACCGCGGGCGGCGGCGCGAAGAACCCGCAGUGGCGCGCGCUCCGCGAGGCCAUGCUCGGCGUGCCCGUGGUCGGCGCGGAGAACACGGACGCGGCCUUCGGCGCGGCGCUGCUCGCGCUGCGCGAAGCGUAA